Messenger RNA from Anopheles coluzzii, 1163 nucleotides. Its product is annotated as CLIP domain-containing serine protease 14D-like. Lineage: Eukaryota; Metazoa; Arthropoda; Insecta; Diptera; Culicidae. Gene Ontology annotation, biological process: proteolysis. The transcript has 3 exons. The record is from RefSeq and is a predicted model, not a curated record. Bases 41 to 1117 code for a protein of 358 amino acids. Gene Ontology annotation, molecular function: serine-type endopeptidase activity.
GCGUUUUGCACCUCAGUCAUUGUUCUACUUUACAGCCAAUAUGUUCCGCUCAGUACAGUUAUUCGCUAUCGUUUUGUAUCUUGCUCAGCCAGCUCUUGCCUUAGAAACGGACGUCACUGCAGGCGCUAUCUGUCGGGUGGAAGGCAAUUUCGGACGCUGUGUGCACUUCAAGAACGAUCCAAAGUAUCUGACGCUGCUGCUAAAGAGUACCCGCACGGAGCAGGAUGACUCAUACCUGCUGCGGUACGUUUGCGAUCGACGCAAGGGGUUAACGUGUCGGACUGGCUCGGUGAACGAUGAGGUUUGCGGUGUGCAGAUGGAUAACCGUAUCGUCGGUGGACAGCGCACGUCGAUCGAUCAGUACCCGUGGAUGGCGUUGCUGCAGUACAUCAACCAUCGCAAGGGCACGAAGCGGUUCGCCUGUGGAGGGGCACUGCUGAACCGGAAGUUUGUCCUCUCGGCGGCACAUUGUUUCGUGCGGCUUCCUGCAGGUGUUGAGCUACACAAAGUGCGACUGGGCGAAUGGGACACCGAUUCCGAAAUUGACUGCGAAGAUUUGGAUGAUGAGCUGUCUUGUGCAUCUCCGGUGCAAGACUUGGACUACGAGCGCAUCAUCAUCCACGAAGGUUACACCGGAAAUCACGCGGAUCGCGAAAAUGAUAUUGCACUGAUCGAAUUGAGCGGGUCGGCGAAGUACAACGACUUCGUAAAGCCUAUCUGCCUGCCCGAGCCGGGCACACCGAACAAAGAGAAGCUGUACUUUGGCAGCAUGUGGGCCGCUGGAUGGGGCCGAACGGAAACAGCUUCUGGAAGUCGCUUUAAGCUGUACGUACCGCUGGAUCUGUUCGAUCUGCAGUCUUGCAACGAGACGUACCAAAGGCGGGUGAAGGUUCCGCUCACCGAGACGCAGUUCUGUGCGAUGGGAACUCCGGGGAAGGAUACUUGUAAUGGAGAUUCCGGCGGUCCGCUGAUGAAGACGAUGAAAACGCUGCACUAUGUUGUUGGAGUUGUGAGUUUCGGACCGCAAAGGUGUGGCAGCGGCAUCCCGGCUGUUUACACGCGCGUGGAUAAGUUCUACGACUGGAUCGUAGGUCAUAUGGUGGAGUUUGAGAAUUAAGUCAUGUAAGCUCGUUGCGAUUAAAGGUUAACUGUCGUGAUUCAAA